This is a messenger RNA of Owenia fusiformis, 1691 nucleotides long. NCBI's taxonomy places the organism in Eukaryota, Metazoa, Annelida, Polychaeta, Sabellida, Oweniidae. The record is from the annotation of a GenBank genome assembly.
CAAAUGCUGAAUGCGGAAAUAAAAACAUGAUAAUUUUAUCAAAUACACACAAAUAAAAGCAUCACCAGGGGGUUUGAUUGGUCCUACAACUAGAGACUAUGGAAUCAACAAUGGCAUCUUCCAGUCUUCCAAAUGUUCCAGACUUACACAGAGCAGUAAUCAACAAUGAUACAGAAACUGUCAAAGAAUUGACUUCAAAGGUUCCAAGGAUAAUCAACGAAGAAUAUCAUGGUAAAACAGCCAUUUAUAGUGCAAUAACCAACGAAAAUAUCCCAAUGGUGAAGCUGUUAUUUGGCCUUGGGGUGGAUAUUAAUUCCAUAAGUUAUUGCAUAGAGUACUGCGCCAAAGAAACACCUGUUGUCACAGCCGCAAGAUGUCGUCAACCAAAAAUAGUUGAAAUUUUAUUGGCUAAAUAUAAACAAGAUGACAAUAUUGAAAGUCAGUUGCCGAAAAGUGCACUACAGUGGGCAGCAGGUAAUGGGGAUAUAGAAACUGCUCGAUUGUUGCUAAGCAAUGGUGCAGAUGUUAACUGGAUAGGAUCUUACUUUAGGACUGCUCUACAUUACGCAACUUAUAGUGACCAUGCUGAAAUGGUAAACUUAUUACUAGAUCAUGAUGCAAAUGUCACGAUUGAUGCCGAUGGUCGAUCUCCCCUGCAUGUAGCAUCAGUAAGAGGAAACCUCACAAUUGUUCAAUAUCUAACCAAGAAAAGUAUACCCCUUGAUCAAAUAGAUAACUUUGGAUUCUCCCCUCUGGAUUUAGCCUGUUUGAGGGGUCAUGUCAAGGUUGCAGAGCAUUUACUGACUCUCAAUAGAGGGUUAGAUGUUAACAGUGCUCUCAUGCAAUCGGCUGAAAAUAACCAUAUUCCAUGCAUGCAGUUAUUGCUCGAUUUUGGAGCAGAUAUUAAUUUUCGAAAUUCCAACCUUGAAACUCCACUACAUGUAGCUACAUAUCGUCAUGCUGAAUCAACUGAGUUCUUAAUAGAAAAGAAUGCUAACAUGGAUUUAAAGGACUCUAGAGAUUACACUCCUGUACAAAAUGCAGUAAUUAAGGACCGUGUUGAAGUCUUACGAAUCUUAAUCCAGCAUGGUGCACGCGUCACUGGAAUAGAACACACUAGCCAAAUUAAUAUAGCGAUGAAGCACAAAAACCCUGAAUUAAUCCAGUGGCUGAUUUAUGGUGGUUAUAAACUUCAAAUAGACCGUGGAUUAAACCAGACAUUUUUAAAGAGACAAUUGAAUAUUUUAAGUCAGACACCGUUAUCUCUUCAAACAGCAGACUUGAAAGCAGACAUUGAGUGUCACAUAUUUCUACUGGAAAGACAGAGUAACGCAUUAUCGUUGAAGGAGUUGUCACGUCUGUGUUUACGUUCUCGUCUCCAAGAAGUCCGCAAUGGAAAGAGUAUAAAAGCCGGUAUCGGGGCGUUACCUCUGCCUAAUCGUCUCAAAGACUAUGUGGCAAUCUUAAACUGCUCAAUUUAGAAUGUCAUUUGCAGUAAUAUGUUGCCUUUAUAAGAGUGGGAGUAAUCAAGUUCAAUCACCAUUCAUCUGUUGUAAAAUAUAGAAUGCAUUAUCUCCCAAAAGAUCUAGGUGAUCAAAUGGCGAAGUUAUUAAAGAAUUAAAGCGCAAAAGUGUGUACAUUUUUCGAAAUAAUAAAUAAAAAAAUGUAGACAUGAAUGUAAUGGAUGCAAA